CGUGACACCUAAUCUCCGGGAGGCGUGAAUAAAGGGCCCCAGCAGGCGGGGCUGCAGGUGCACCAGGACCAGGAAGCGGUAGCGCUCCGGAAAGCCCGCCCGCCCGCAGCGGGAGCAGGACGCAGCUGAAGCGCUCUGGGAUCCUCAGGAUGGCUCUGAGCGGCUCCUCUGACCCGCUGCUGCAGCAGGAGGAAGGGGGCAGCCACAGCAAGGAGACCCCCUUCAUGUUGAAGGCUAUCCAGAUCGCCUUGGUUGUCUCGCUCUACUGGUUCGUCUCCAUCACCAUGGUCUUCCUCAACAAGUACCUGCUGGAUAGCCCCUCGCUACACCUCGACACCCCGCUCUUUGUCACCUUCUAUCAGUGUGCUGUCACUGUUGUCUUCUGCAAGGGCCUCAGCCUGCUGGCCUCCUGCUGCCCACCAGGCCACCUGGACUUUCCCUCCAUCCGCAUGGACCUCAAGGUGUCCCGCAGCAUCCUGCCCCUCUCUGUGAUCUUCAUCGGCAUGAUCACCUUCAACAACCUGUGCCUCAAAUACGUUGGUGUGGCCUUCUACAACGUGGGGCGCUCCCUCACCACUGUCUUCAAUGUCAUUCUCUCCUACUUGCUCCUCAAACAAACCACCUCCCUCUAUGCCCUGAUAGCAUGUGGGAUCAUUAUAGGUGGAUUCUGGCUGGGCAUAGACCAGGAGGGAGCAGAGGGCACUCUGUCAUGGGCCGGCAUAUUCUUUGGGAUCCUGGCAAGUCUCUGUGUCUCGCUUAAUGCCAUCUACACCAAGAAAGUGCUGCCUGCUGUGGAUGGCAGCAUCUGGCGCCUGACCUUCUACAACAAUUUGAACGCCUGUGUCCUAUUCUUGCCCUUCAUGUUGCUGCUUGGCGAGUUUCGCACCCUCUACCACUUUGACAAGCUGGGGAACCCUGUUUUCUGGGGCAUGAUGACCCUGGGUGGCGUGUUUGGUUUUGCAAUUGGUUACGUGACAGGACUCCAGAUCAAGUUCACCAGCCCACUUACCCACAAUGUGUCUGGGACAGCCAAGGCCUGUGCUCAGACAGUGCUGGCUGUCGGCUACUAUGAGGAAACCAAAAGCUUCCUGUGGUGGACAAGCAACAUGAUGGUUCUAGGAGGCUCCUUUGCCUAUACAUGGGUGAAAGGGCUGGAGAUGAAGAAGACACAGGUAGAAUCCAUUCCAAAAACAGAUGAGAAAAAUGAGACUGGCGUCUAGACCAGCUGUAAUCUGCACAUCUGCAACUGUGCCUAUGAAAUGGAGCUUCAGUGGGAAAAGAAGAACCUUCAGGCAGGAAAACACUCAACUACACACUGCAUACGAAGGGGUGUUGGCAGUGAUGCCAAAGAUGCUCUGUGUAUACAGUUUGUUUACUAAAAUUGUGAGGGAGGGGAGGAACAUGCUAUUUCCAUUGAAUUUCACAGUUUCUUGAAUAAGGAGGGGCUUUUGUUGAUGGGGACAAGGGUGUACUGGGAGACCUUUUGUCAGUACUGGGGCUUUUUUAAACUGCUGCUGCUAUCUACAUAACAUAUGUACACCAAGGUGCUGGUGAUGAAGAGGGAAAAGGGCAUAAGAUGUACAAGUCUGGAGACUGAUGGCUACUUCUAAAGUAGCCAUUAAUUUAGCCUUAAAUGUAGGGAGGGGCAAGUAGCCAGACUUUCCAGGCUACCCCUGCCUCAUAUUAUAAAUAAAGUUAAGAUUUUGUCACAGUUAUUGUUAAUAAAAGCCACAGGCAGGUCAUGGGCAAUAAACACAAAAUUAUGGAAACCCAUGACCCAUCUGUGACUUUUUUACUAAAAAAAAAGGGUGUGUGUGUGUGUGAAGGAAGCCUUGGGGUGGGGGGGAUGAGAGCACAAGUGCUGUUGCAGGAAGGGAGGAUAGGGUAGCUGAUAGCUGUGGCUCUGCUACUCUGGGCUGAGGCAGAAAAUGUCAUGGAAGUCUUCAGAAGUCAUGGAAUCUGUGACUUUUAUGCCCUCUGUGACAAUCUUAGCCAUAAUUAUAAAUUAAAAUGGAUGUUGUUCCUGUUCCUCCCCCAUUGCAAUAUACAAUUGGAAAUUCCCUCACCAACAGUUCUGGUACUUCUAAGUUCACUGUCUGAGAGGUCAGUAUUUCUUGGUGGGGGCCCUUCAAAGUUCUAUAUUAACUUUGGGGGCUUUUUUUCACACCCCGGGGGUUUGCUUGUCCAAUGAAUGACUAAAAGGGUGAGACAGAACUACAACCCCCCCCUUCCAAAAGCUAGCAAUAUUCCUUUUAUUAAGCAAGAGGAUGGUGCUGGCCCUUUCACAAAAUAUUGAUGGGACCUUCCUUUACUGGGUACGCUUAAUUAAAGAGUAGCUGGUUCUUUUUUCCUAUGGGUUUCUGAACCAUUUGCUGUUCUGGGGUGAGUACUCCAUAAUAGUGAGUUGGGGAGUUUGAGACAUUUCUCACAUCUGCAUUGGGGCAGAGCUGCCUUUCAAUAAUUAGGCCAGUUUCAGGGUGCAUUGCUCUCUGCCUCUAGUGGUUGCCUUACUUAGUGAUCCUCACAAGAAGAGGUGCCCACUGUGUGAAAUUAUGGAAAAAUGCCAUAAUUCAGCUGCACUAUGAAUUUACUAGGAGGUUGUUACACUUUUACCAAGAAAUCCCAGUUUGCAGAGGAGCAGUGAAUGCAGUAGGGCUGAAUUCAUAUCCAAGCUCCCGCUUAGGAGUCUGAUUAGCACAGAAACCUCUGUGCCCUACUGUGUCUCAUUCAAGUGCCAUUGUGGCUAUGAACUACUUUUUCCUCAUUUUGAUUCACAAACAUCAAUUCUUCCUGCCUAGCAAAUACUGUUUAUCUUUAUCAAACCUCUGAGUUCCUUUCUCUCCCAGGGACCACUAGGCUUUGUCUACACUAGCGGCUUCUUGCGCAAAAACAUCUUGCGGAAGGGUUCUUGUGCAAGAAGUCUUGUGCAAGAAAAUGUCCACACGGCCAUGUGCAAGCUGUGC
Molecule: messenger RNA, 2963 nt
Organism: Pelodiscus sinensis (Chinese soft-shelled turtle)
Lineage: Eukaryota; Metazoa; Chordata; Testudines; Trionychidae
Source: RefSeq, a predicted model, not a curated record